Vigna angularis (adzuki bean) is the source of this 2426-nucleotide messenger RNA. Its product is annotated as 6-phosphofructo-2-kinase/fructose-2,6-bisphosphatase-like. The record is from RefSeq and is a predicted model, not a curated record. Lineage: Eukaryota; Viridiplantae; Streptophyta; Magnoliopsida; Fabales; Fabaceae. Bases 151 to 1659 code for a protein of 502 amino acids. Gene Ontology annotation, biological process: fructose metabolic process; fructose 2,6-bisphosphate metabolic process. Gene Ontology annotation, molecular function: fructose-2,6-bisphosphate 2-phosphatase activity; 6-phosphofructo-2-kinase activity; ATP binding. Gene Ontology annotation, cellular component: cytosol. The transcript has 21 exons.
AACAUCUCAUCUGCAAAUUUAGAGCUUGAUCUUGAGCAUUAUAUUGUUCCAUCUCCCUCAACUUCUCCAAGUUCAGCACUUGCAUAUGCUGCUAACAGUACAGAGAAUCCCAGAUCACUAGGUGGUGGGUCUGCCAGCAUUUCAUCUUCCAUGGGAGAUGACGGUGUUCCUAUGAUCAAUCAACCAGAAACAGUGGGAGAGGUUCAUGCACCUGAUCAGUCUAAGGUGUACCAAAGUCCUGGAAUGGUUAAAUCGCAGUCCGUGGGAACAAUUUGUCCUCCACAGAAAGAAGGUAGUCUGAGGGGAGUUUCUAUUGACAGGGGUGUAGGAUUUCCCAGACUUGUAAAAUCCUCUAGUUCUGAUGCGUUCACUACAAAUUUUAAUUUGGACCCUGUUACUAAGAAUUCAAUUCCAGCGGCUGCUGGAGCUGUUGCAGCUGCUGCAAUUGCUGAUCAGAUGCUAGGUCCCAAGGAGCAUAGGCAUUUGGCAAUUGUCAUGGUGAGUUUGCCAGCUCGAGGCAAGACUUACACUGCAGCUAAGCUUACAAGAUAUCUUCGAUGGUUAGGUCAUAAUACAAAACACUUCAAUGUUGGUAAGUAUCGUCGCCUUAAGCACGGCUCUAGUCAGUCUGCUGAUUUCUUUCGAGCUGACAAUCCUGAAGGUGUGGUAGCACGUAAUGAGGUAGCCAAGAUGGCAUUUGAAGAUAUGAUAUCUUGGAUGCAAGAAGGGGGCCAGGUUGGGAUAUUUGAUGCCACAAACAGUAGCAAGCAGCGAAGAAACAUGCUCAUGAAACUGGCUGAAGGUAGAUGCAAGAUCAUUUUUUUGGAAACAAUAUGCAAUGAUGUAGACAUAAUUGAGAGGAAUAUACGCUUUAAAAUUCAGCAAAGCCCUGACUAUGCCGAAGUACCAGAUUUUGAGGCUGGGUUGCGGGACUUCAAAGAACGUGUAGCCUAUUAUGAGAAGGUUUAUGAGACAGUAGAAGAAGGAUCUCACAUAAAAAUGAUUGACAUGGCCAGUGGACAUGGAGGGCAAAUACAAGUUAACAAUAUCAGUGGCUACCUACCUGGUCGGAUAGUCUUUUUCUUGGUAAAUACACAUCUUACACCUCGCCCAAUAUUACUUACCCGGCAUGGAGAAAGUCGGUUUAAUGUGAGAGGCAGAAUUGGAGGAGACUCUGCAUUAAGUGAGGCUGGAGAACUUUAUAAGAAGAAGCUUGCUAAAUUUGUUGAAAAGCGUCUCAAAUCAGAACGAGCUGCUUGUAUAUGGACUAGUACACUGCAGCGAACAAUUUUGACAGCAGGACCAAUUGUUGGAUUUCCCAAGAUACAAUGGCGUGCACUUGAUGAGAUAAAUGCUGGUGUGUGUGAUGGCAUGACAUACGAAGAGAUCAAGAAGAACAUGCCAGCGGAGUACGAAUCACGCUAUAAGGACAAGCUUAGGUAUCGUUAUCCUCGUGGAGAGUCUUACUUGGAUGUUAUUCAAAGGUUAGAACCUGUAAUUAUUGAGCUUGAGCGGCAACGGGCACCUGUUGUUGUGAUAUCUCACCAGGCAGUUCUGAGGGCAUUAUAUGCUUAUUUUACUGACAGGCCUUUGCAAGAAAUUCCAGAUAUUGAGAUUGGGGGAAAGACGUUCUCUUGCUUCUACGGCGGCUGCAUCUAGUUUCUUGGUCUUCCUCUUUGUAGGUCAUGCGAAUGGAGGAGAUGGCAGUUGAGGAAGAUGACGAACAUCGAGAAACACGAUCUUGCCGCUGUUGAUGCGCCAGUAACUUGGAUGCGAUUUAGGGUUUCUUUGAUUUGGGAUUUUGUCUCCUCUUUGCAGGUUGACGUUGCUGGUGAGUUGCGUUGCGGCGGUUCGCGCGAAGGAGAUGACGGUGUAAACUGGGCUCGAUGGAAACACGAAGGCGAUGAUGGAGGUUCAAGGAUGCGAACACGACUUCUUGUUGGAUGCGAACUCGAACUCAAUCACGAUUGGGUUUUCGCUUGCAGGUACGGCGAAGAAGCAAGCUUCCAUGGUUGUGCGAGAUUGAUGACGGAGGUGUAGCGUCCAUGGAAUUUGGAUGAGAAUGAAGGCAGCGACGCUUUGGCGGAGAGGCUUGCGUUUGACGGGAUUUGGCGACGAAGAUGGUUGCGCGUCAUGGUGGAAAUUUCGAUGGAGGGUUAGGGUUGCUGGACGUUGGAGAAUUGAGGGUCUCCCCCAAGCGUGAUAAAUGACAAUUGCGUAUUGGUGCAACAGACUUCAAUUUCUUACUCAAACACAUCUUUCUAAAACCCAGAAUUCAAUUUCUUACUCAAACACAUCAAACAACUCUCAUUUUCAUUAAAAUGGAAUAAAGGUAUAACAUAAGUACAAAACAUCAUCCACUCUCGUCAUCAUUGAAACUAAAAUUGUGUUUAUUGUACAUAAAACACAAACCAAAUUAACGUUAA